Messenger RNA from Plectropomus leopardus (leopard coralgrouper), 4136 nucleotides. It is a transcript of the gene atf6, whose product is annotated as activating transcription factor 6. Gene Ontology annotation, biological process: regulation of transcription by RNA polymerase II; endoplasmic reticulum unfolded protein response. Gene Ontology annotation, molecular function: DNA-binding transcription factor activity, RNA polymerase II-specific; RNA polymerase II cis-regulatory region sequence-specific DNA binding. NCBI's taxonomy places the organism in Eukaryota, Metazoa, Chordata, Actinopteri, Perciformes, Serranidae. The record is from RefSeq and is a predicted model, not a curated record. Gene Ontology annotation, cellular component: nucleus.
UGCGUCUAACAGGAAGUUUCCCCACAAGAUCCAUGCAAAUCAUCUGCUACAUGAAUGAGUCCUACAAGCUCGAUCGCGACUCGUUUGUCUGAGACAAUUUACUAAUGAAUUCAGAAGAGGAUGUCAUCCGAAUUAACCGUAGACUUCGAAAAUCAUCAGCAUUACCCUGAGAUGGACAGUGAGACAGGCAUCAUGUCUAUCGACCACGGAGGAGAGUGGGACAUCAGCCUCUUUGAUGAGUUUGAUGACCUGGGGGAUGCCGAUGAUCUGUUUCAGGCCCUGGAGCAUGCUGGCUACGUCAGUGACGCUCCAGACCUGGACUUUGAUAUCGACAUACCUCCGUGGAAUCAAGUGGACACAAGCAGCACCUGCACAGAUGGCGAGGUGAGCGUGGACUCUCUGUCACCUGCCCACACUCUGAGCUCUGUCCCCUCUCCUUCCUCUGUGGAAGCCCUGUCCCCAUACUCCUUGCAAGAUGAAGCCUUGUCUCCACAAUGGCAGCCCUCUCCUGUGACAGUCUGCUCUGAGUCCAGUGGCUUCUCUGUAAUCUCUCCCGCAGCUAAGAAAGCUCCCAAGAGGACCAGCCAGACUGCACGAGCCAGGCAAGCUCAGCCAACCAAGAGGCCGAUUCAGAUCGGCCCGAAGGUUUCCAUCCAGCCGAAGCCGCUGAUCACAACUGUGCCCCUGGCUCAUGCAGCAGCUCCCCUGCAGGCCAAGACAAUCAUCAUCCAGCCCCUGCAGACCACUGUGCUGCCUGUGGUCAAACAAGCGCCAGUCAACAUCCAACCAGCGCCCCCUCCAGGACAUCCCAUAGUGCUGUCUCAGCCAAGCCAGGUGCUACAGAUCCAGACACAACGGGCUGUUACUGCCAAUGUGGUCACCAUGCCAACGCUCAGCCAGGACAUGUCCGUCCCUGUCGCUACUCCUCAGGCGGUCUCUGUCACACUUCGAGCUCCUUCCUCAGAUGAUGAUUCCAAGUUGUCCCAGAGGCAGCAGCGCAUGAUAAAGAACCGUGAGUCAGCGUCCCUGUCUCGGAAAAAGAAGAAAGACUAUCUGCUCUCGCUGGAAGCUCGCCUGAAAGUGGCGCUGUCUGAGAAUGAGGUGCUCAAGUGUGAGAAUGGCAACCUCAAGAGGCAGCUGGAGGGUCUGUUAAGCGAGAACACAACACUAAAGGUGACAGCGCCAAAGAGGAGAGCAGUGUGUCUCAUGGCGGUGUUGCUGUUUGUUGCGCUCAACGUUGGACCAAUGAGUUUGUUUCAGGGAGGCCCGGGCUCAAAGCUCGGAUCUGUUUCCACGCAGCACAGCGGCAGACACCUGUUGGGUUUCUCCUCUGAAGCAGAAACUGAGGUCGGGAUGGGCCCCGAUCCCCUCGCCAGCAGCCCCUCUGAGAUGGCUGACAGCUCUGAGGAUAAGGCCCUGAUGGUGGUGAAGGAUCCCAUCUUCCUCCGACCGCCUCCCCCCUGCCAGCCUCCUGUUAACAGGACCAAGUGCUUAGAGUUGGCCCAUGAGUUGCGGGGUUGGGUCCACCGUCAUGAAGUGCAGCAGACCAAAUCCAGACGCAUGAGUAACAGCAAUCACAAACCCACCAGGACCAUUUUGAAAACAGAGAAUAAGGAGUCUGAUGGUGCUCAGAUUGUGACAGUCCAAUACACAAAAACUACUGAGGAAAAGAAUCCUGGCAAUGAGCUGCAGGUAUACUAUGCACCUUAUCACACCUACAGUGACUUCUUCGAUGAGAUUAAUCGUCGUGGUGACACUUUCUAUGUCGUGUCUUUCCGCCGGGAUCAUCUUCUACUUCCUGCCACCAACCACAACAAAGGAAGUCGACCCAAGAUGUCAGUGGUGUUGCCAGCUAUGAACAUAAACGACAGCAUCAUAAGGGACAAAGACUUUGAGGUGAUGAUGCAGAUUGACUGUGAAGUAACGGACACCAGGAUCCUCCACAUCAGGUCUUCCACCAUCCCUCCUUUGCUUCGUGUCAACCGCACUGACACAUUUUACCAGCACUCCUCGCCUGACAAUCAGGCCACGCCUCCUGUCGGUGUGCUGAUGGGGUCUGCUUAAGAUCACUCAGCAGCACCUGCUAUUAUUUAUAAGGCCUCAACAAAACCUAUGAAAACAGAAGAUAAGACCUCAGUUUAAGGACAACUUCAGGAUUUUUCAACCUGGACCCUAUUGCUCAUGUUUUUUUGUCUAAGUGACUAAUACGAAAAACAAUUUUUGAAGUUGCUCCAGUUUGAGCAAGAGCACUGCAGAUGCGUCUGCUGGCUGCAAUGCCAUUACUCAAUACUGGACCAAUUUCAAUAUUAGUUAUUCCAGUUAGUCACUUAGACACAAAAACAUUGGAAAACGAGGCCCCAGCUGAAAAAUACCGAAGUUGCCCUUUAACGCUUUUUUGUGUGUGAUGAAGUAUAUUUUAAAUCUGGUGAACUCCCACUGACUUUUUGAUUUAGAUUUGAAUGAAAUCCGUUAUGGUACAAAAGGUAGCUCAAAUUGUCCACACUGGUCAGCCGCAUUCUUUAUCAGGGCUGAUAUCCGGAGGCAGUCUGUAAUAGGUCCGAGCGGACGCAGGCUCCUUGUGUGGCAACACUGACUUCUCCCUGUAACCCCAGACGCCCCGCACAAGGGUAAUUGCCUAGCGGCAGGGGGCUGAGCAUUGAACCCUGAGUCACCCCGUCAUAACACAAAUACUUUUACCCCAUAGCAGCUCUCCUCAUGUCUGCUCUUCCCUUUUUGGGUAUUAAUCUUGGGAACGAGCUGCAAAGCCAAGAGAGAAAACAGAAAAUUAUCAAACACCUCACCGGAAAGGCAUUUGUCACAUUAAUGCUUAGAAGCACAACAAAUUCUGUGUUUGUAUCAUAGCUACACAAUGGAGCAAUGCAAUAGUUGUAGUGGUCUGUUUGCCUCUCUAAAUAAAGCAAAUUAUGAAAACAGUGAAACAGUGACAGAUUAAUUACACACAGCAAUAGAAGCAUUGGGUAAACUCAGGAAGUCAGGUGAUCUGUGGGAGCUAAACCACUAUGUCUUUGGCUGGUUUCCAAUCAUUUAAGGUUUUCAGGUGCUCUGUUUUAAGCGUUGUUCGUUUUGGGGGGUCUUUGCACUGUGCUUCUCUUAUAUCAAUGACAAGAUUCAGAUACUUUACGUAUUUAUUUCUAUUAUUAUCUAAGAGUAAUGCCAACUCCUGUGGUUUAAAGCAAUUUACUAAUUUCUGCAGUCAGAAUCUCCACAGUAAAGAUUUAUUGAUUUUAUAUUUACUGUCUUAGUCUGAUUAUGCUUUGUGGGAACUUUUUAUUCUGUGAUGGAAAACUAUACGGCAUAUUGUAUAUAAAAUAAUAAAUGGUGGAUACGAAGGAAACAAUGUAAAUGUUAGUACCAGGAGAUGUCUUUAGUGUCAGUUCACUGGGUGCACAUUGUGAUGUUUUAUCUCAGAAAAAAAAAAAGUAUCCUCAUCAUAUUCGAAACCUCUGCCUUAACAGUUGAGCUGAAACAGCAAAACUUUGAUUUGGGAAAAAAAGAGUAAGUCCUGACUCUUCCGUCCACAGGCUUAAUGGCACUUUUCUUUGGUGCACUCAGGCCUAUAUUAUAAUUGCAACUCACUAGAAAUUCCCUCUUUUUGAAAUUUUGUGAUGGAGUUAUCUGUGAGUUUUUAGUACUAAUUUGUUGUAAAGAUUUGCACUAUAAAUGCAGAACCUGAUAGGAUCAGUUCUGGCUUUAAAUGCCUCAUAUUAAUGUCUGUAAUUUUGUUUGACUACCUAUAAAAUCGGGGUAAUUUGAUAUCAAACGGGAAAUUCUAAAUCAUCGGAAUUAGUAUCUUUUUGUAUAUGCUGAUAAAAAACAACAAACUUUACUUCCAACGUAUGAAAGUGCUUUUCUUUUAGCUACGUGUUUAUUCAGAUGGUUAUGUUUUAGCUCAACAGAUGCCCAUAAAAAGUGUUUAAAACAUGCCCCUCUGCUUGUGUUUUCUUAAGCCAGGCCGCCUGUGUGUGUAUUUUUUUUCAAAAUUCUAAAAUAUAUCGAAAUCACUGCAGUGUUUUCGCUGCAUCCCAACAGUACUUAGGGAACAGAACAAGAGGACAAUUUAAAACUUGUGUGGUUUUGUUUUUUGUAUUCUAUUAUGUGCAUAAACCAAAAUAAAC